Molecule: messenger RNA, 4894 nt
Organism: Schistosoma spindalis
Lineage: Eukaryota; Metazoa; Platyhelminthes; Trematoda; Strigeidida; Schistosomatidae
Source: the annotation of a GenBank genome assembly
AUAAUGAUUAUGAUAUAGAAAGAUUUAAACAAUAAAUUCAUUCAUUCAUAUUAGUUUAAUAGUUUAUUUAAACAAAAUAAAUAUGAUAAAUUUAAUGAUUGAACAUUAUUAAGAUUAAUUGAAUUAUAACAAUAUGCUUACUAAUAAUGGUGAAUAUAUAGAUGGUUCAUGGUUAUUAACUAUAUAUAUACAUGAUUUAAAUAUUGAACGUGUAAUACGUGUUUAUGGUGAAUGGUCUAUAGAAGAAUUAAUAAGUCAUUUAAUUCAUGGUUUAAUAUGUCCAAAAAAAAAUUUAUUCUAUAAAACAAAUCAAAUUAAUUUACAUAAAAAUUCAAUUGAAAUGAAUUGGGAUAAUUAUAGUUUAUGGUGGCCAAUUAAAUCAAAAUGGUUAUUAAAAACAAAAUUAACAUUAAAUCAAUAUGGUAUACAAUCAAAUUGUAAAUUACAUUUUUUAUCUAUAUAUGGACAAUUAAAUAUACAAUUACCUGAUUUACAAAUACGUCAAUUUAUGGAUAUAAAUUUUUCUGAACCAGUAUUUCGUGUAACAUUAUCUAUAUGUCAUUAUUUAAAUAUAAGACAUUCAGAAGAAUUAUCAUUAGGUUAUCCUAUACAACAAAAUAAUAUCAAAUAUUCACAUAUUAUACCAAAUUAUAUAAAUAAUAUAAGGAAACCAUCUACAUUUCAACGUAAUCCUACUAUUCAUACAACAUAUUCACAUUAUAAAACAUUAAAUAAUGAAUCAUUAUAUCAACAACAACAACAAAAACAACAACAACAAAAACAACAACAACAAGAUGAAGAAGAAGAAAGAUCUAGAAAACAUUCUAUUGUAUCAACAAAACAUUCAAUACAAUUAUAUGGUCCACCAAUUCUACGUGAUAAACAUCAUCCACAUUAUAUUAGACGUCAUUCCAAAUAUUUUAAUCAAUUAAAUUAUUCAUCAAUACCAUUUAAUUUACGUAUAUUAGAUGAUCUAUCAUUAAUUUAUAGUCCUUUAAUGAAUAUAAAUGAUGCUAUACAAAAAAAUUUUAUUAUAAGACCACAUAAUUAUAUUGAACGUAUAAAAUUUAAUACAAUAUGGUUAGAUUCAUCGAAAUCAUUAUUAGAACAAGGUAUCAUUAUGUUAGGAUAUAAUACAUUCAAUUUAUUAGGAGAAAUACAAAAUAAUGAAGAGAUAAAAUUAUGUAAUCAUAAUCAUAAUCAUAGUAAUCAUAGUAACCAUAGUAACAAUCAAAAUGAUUCAAUAAUACCAACAUUAAUUUUACGUUAUAAAUAUGGUAUGUAUUAUGAUUUAAAUAUAAAAUAUGAUUUAAUACGUAUUAAUCAAUUAUAUGAACAAGCUAAAUGGUCAAUUCUAUCAGAAAUUAAUCAUGUUACUGAUGAUGAAGCAUGUUUAUUUGCUGCAUUACAAUGUCAAGUUGAAUUAGCUACUGAAGAAGAAACAUUAAUAAAUGAUGAAAAUCUAUUGAAUAAUGAUAAUAAUAAAGAAGAACAUAAAGAAUUAAAUGAUACUAUGAAUACAAAUGAUAAUCACCAAUUAAUGAAUUGUUCACUUGAUAAAAGUACCAUUGAUAAUUGUCAUAGAAAUAUGCAAAAAAUUCAAUCAAUAUUUAUGAAACCUAAUCGAGAUCUUUCACCAAUAGGUGGUUAUUUACAUACAACAGGUUAUUAUUCUACAAUCAAAUCAUUAACAACAAAAUCAUCUACAAGACCAUUAAGUACUAUUGAAUUAGAUCAUGAAAUUGAUCAAAUGCUUGAUGAAUUAUCAAUUGAUUGUUUAGAGAAUAAUGAUUCCAAUCGAUUAUCAAAUAAUAUUCAUCAUUCUAGAUUCAAAGAACAUUCAACACGUCCAUUAAGUUUAUUGAAUACAUCAAAUCAUCAUAAUGAUAUAGAUAGUUUAAUGAAUCAUGAACAAUAUGAUAAUGAUCAUAAUGAUAAUGAUAAUGAUCAAUCUAGUUUACCUGAAUUGAAUACUUAUGUUAAAAUAUGUAAACCAAGAAAAUUUGGUUUAAAAGUAUUUCAUCGUUAUUAUAUAUCUAUUAAAGGAAUUGAAUUAUAUGUUUAUAAGAAUAAAGAUGAUUAUUUAUCAAAUAGUGAUACAGUUGAAGUUAUCUAUUUACCAGGAUGUGAAAUACAAUCUGAUUUAUGUAUUUCUAAUGAAAAAUUUAAUAUACGUUUAUUUGUACCAAUAUCUCGUACUAAUUUACCAUUAUCAUCUGCAUUUGCUUCAUAUCGAUCGAAUACUUCACAUAGAAUUAAUAAUCAUGAUCAUAAUCAUGAUCAUGAUCAUGAUGAUGAUCCAAGUAUAAGUAAUAAAUUAAAACGUAGAGCAUCAUUAUUAUCAUUAACUUCAUUAUCAUAUUUAAGUAAUGCACUUGGUAUAUCAUCUACAUCUACAUCUACAUCUACAUCUACAUCUUAUCAUUAUACACCGAAUGGAUCUAUGAAUAUCACUGGUAUUGGUGCAUUAACUGGUUCAUCUGCUAUGAUGACUGGUCUUAUGAAUGAAUUAUGGUUACGUUUUAUUAAUAUUAAUGAUUAUAUGGAUUGGUUAACAUUAUUACGUAUUAUAACAUCUAUACAAUCUAUGGGAAUAUCUAAUUAUAAUACAAAUAAUUCUAAUUCAUUAUUAAAAUUAUCUAAAAAACAAUAUACUACUAAAAUAUUAUCAUUAUUAAAUCGUUCAAUAUUCAAUAAAGAAUAUAAAGCUAUAAGAAAUAUGAUUAAUUUAUUAUCACCAAAUUGUUUAAAUAAAUUAAAUCAAGUUAAUGAACAAAUUAAUAUAACUAGAUUAUAUAAUCAUUUAAAGAAACGUUACAUUGAUAUAUUACCAUUAAGAUUAGGUUAUAUGAAAGGAAUACAAAGAACAUGGGAUUAUAGACGUGAUCGUGAUCGUGAUCGCGAUCGUGAUCGUGAUCUUGAUCGUGAUCAUUAUCAAUAUGAUAGUUUAUUAAAACGUUCAAAUACUUUAACAAAUCAAGAUAAACCUUCAAUUCAUUCACAAACUAUACAAACUCGAACUAAUCUGAUUCAACGUAUUACAUCUAUAUAUAGUCAAAUAAAUCAUUUAAGUAGUUUACAAUGUAAAUUAAAAUAUAUUAAUAUAUGGGAACAAUUACAUUUACAUGGUAUUGCAUUUUUUACUGGACGUAUUGAAGUCAUUGUACCAUUGAAUACAUUAAUCCAUUCUGAUAAUAAUCUAUUAUGUAAUGAUAGUAAUAAUAGUAAUAAUAGUAAUAAUAAUAAUAAUGAACAAACAAAUUGGUUAUCUGGAAUUAAUCGAUCAAUAAUCAAUAAUUAUGUAACAAUAUCCAUGAGUCGUAAAAUUGAAUCGAUCGGAAUUGGAUCUAAACGAAUUUAUCGUUGUGAUUUAACAAAUGGUGAUAUUAUAGCAAGUUGGCGAUUAUCAUCCAUACAAAGUUGGCAUAUUAAUUGGGAAUUAAAUGAAAUUGUAUUAAAUUUAAUUAAUCAAUCAAAAAUUCAAUCGAAUACUACUCAUACUACUCAUAACAUUAAUAGUAGUAGUAGUAGUAAUAGUAGUAAUAGUAAUAGUCAUAGUAAAAUAGAUCAUCAAUUUACUGGUCGAGUUAUAAUACGACCAAUUGAUGUAUCUGUAAGAAUUGUAGCUGAAUUUUUAGGCGGUUAUACAUUUUUAAAUUUAAGAUCACCAGAAAAAAAUCAAUAUCUUGCUGAAGAGAUUUUUUAUAAAUUAACAACUGGUCAAUCACAACCAUCUGUAUAAUGAAUAGUUCAUUAUAUUAGCUUGAAUGAUAAUGAUGAGGAUGAUGAUGAUGAUGAGGAUGAGGAGGAGGAGGAGGAUGAUGAUGAAAUCGAACCUUUUAAUGCUGAUGUCUUUCAAUGAUCAGUUAUUUUAUUGAACAUUUGUUUAAAUUGCAUGCCGUAAAACUUAUCCUGUCUAUUCAAAUCUCUCCCAAUUUCCUGACAUACACACACAUACAUACCUAUAUAUAUAUAUAUAUAUACAUCCAUAUAAUUAUCAUAGAUAUAAUUCUUGGUCAGUGGUUCAAUUUACAUACAUACUCUAUACAUACUGCAUAGAUACAAGCAUACAUACAUGGAUACCAAAUGUACACAUACAUGGAUACUAAAUGCAUACCGAGUUAUUAUUAUUAUUAUUAUCAUUAUUAUUGUUGUUGUUCAGAAUAUCUUUUAUUGAUUCAUCUAUGAUCCUAUUUCCUAUGACAACUAAUUAUGUAACUAACCAUAUAUAUCUAUUUAUGUUGAUAUUUCAUUUAUAUCAAUUCACUUGAAUUAUCUGAUGGAGAGUUAUUUUUAAGAAAUCAUCACUAUGCAUAACACAAAUCUAAUCUAUACAUGAAUUCAUUGGUGGUGAUGGCGGUGGUAGUGGUGGUGAUAGUGGUAGCGGCAGGGGGGAAAGAGAGAUCGGAAAGGUUAUUUCAUAUAAAUUUGAUUGUAUAGUAUGCAAAAUGAUAGGUAUCAUGAUUUUGGUUCUUUUUUGUUUUGUUUCUUUUUUUCUUUCAUUUCACAUUUAUGAAAUAUUCCAUUUUCUUUAAUCUUUCUAGAUACUUCUUAUACUAUACUAUUUAUGGCACUACUUAUUUCAGUAGUGUUAGAGAGAACAUAUAAAAGAAAAAAUAAUAAUAACAUAUAACUUCCUCAUUAUUGAUGUAUCUUUAUAUGACAGCGCUUUUCAAUGGUUUCACUCAUCUCGUUUUUUGAGUAAGUGUGUGUGUCUGUGCAUAUGUGUGUGUGUCUGUGCGUAUGUGUGUGUGUUUGUGUUUAGUUGCUAAGACAUCAUUCACACCUAAGAAGUAUACACAUGGAUAUUGUUGAUUUUCAUUCAUUAUGAUUAUUCUAUAUUACAAAAAAUAAUAAUAAAUUCACAAAUUGAUUUACUGCCGGUUUUAUUUGG